Molecule: messenger RNA, 847 nt
Organism: Mangifera indica (mango)
Lineage: Eukaryota; Viridiplantae; Streptophyta; Magnoliopsida; Sapindales; Anacardiaceae
Product: 14 kDa proline-rich protein DC2.15-like
Exons: 1
Coding region: 125-613 (162 amino acids)
Source: RefSeq, a predicted model, not a curated record
UGCUCCUUUAACCCUAUAAAAUCCCACCUUUAACAACAAAGUUUGCACCACAAUUAAUCUCAAAUACUCUCCUUAAGCUUCUGCUAUACUACUAUUAUAAUCAGAAGCUGUCAGGAUUUUAGACAUGGCUUCAAAAACCUCAGCAUCACUUGCCCUCUUCUUCGCAUUCAACAUUCUCUUCUUUACCCUAGUCACUGCAUGUAGCUCUUGCCCUAAACCAAAGCCAACCCCCGGCUCGGGAUCUGGCUCUGGAUCAGGGUCGGGAUCAGGCUCUGGAUCAGGCUCAGGAUCAGGGUCGGGAUCAGGUUCAGGAUCAGGCUCCGGAUCAGGCUCAGGAUCAGGCACGGGAACAGCUAACUGCCCUAGGGAUGCUGUUAAACUAGGUGUAUGCGCUGAUGUGCUUGGUUCCCUGCUGAAUGUGACGGUUGGCGCACCACCUGUAACUCCAUGCUGUUCUCUCAUUCAAGGCCUUGUUGAUCUUGAGGCUGCAGUUUGCCUUUGCACUGUCAUCAGAGGCAACAUUUUGGGUCUCAAGCUUAAUCUCCCAGUAUCGCUCAGCUUACUUUUGAACGUCUGUUCUAGGAGAGCUCCCCCUGGCUUCCAGUGUGCCUAGUAAUAUUUCUAUUUCUUUGUUUCCAACUUCUAAGAUUAUAAGUUAUGCAUUAUCGUGUCGUUUGCUGCCAGUUUAACUCUCGUUGUGAUGGUGUGAUGGUAUUCUGAUUGUGGGCUGAUGCUGAAUAAGUUUGUCUUGCUUCCGUUGUUACUUGUCGCUAUUGUGCUUCUCUUGAAAAUAAUAUUCAACAUGGUUUAUACGUGUUUAUUAUAAACAUGUCGAUUGUUUUCUUGA